Lathyrus oleraceus (garden pea) is the source of this 1587-nucleotide messenger RNA. RefSeq lists its product as uncharacterized. NCBI's taxonomy places the organism in Eukaryota, Viridiplantae, Streptophyta, Magnoliopsida, Fabales, Fabaceae. The record is from RefSeq and is a predicted model, not a curated record. The coding region runs from base 891 to 1379 and encodes 162 amino acids. The transcript is spliced from 8 exons.
AUAUAUUACAGAAAAAUUCUUUUUCUAAAUUUGUAUUGCAUUAUCGGAAUUUCCAUUAGUUUUGUUCUACAGUGUGUGGAUUAAGUUCUUUUUCUAACAGUGUGUGGAUUAAGUACUUUUAAUACUUAAAAUACCUUAUGGGGGAUUGGUCUAAUCAAUUGUUUUCAUUAGGAUUCAAGGUUCGGUUUACAUUGUUUCAGAUAGGUCUGUACCACUGCUCUUAUGAUAUGGGGGUAAAAAGAGAGAAAGAGAAGUCAUUCAUGCCAUGUUCUAAAAUAUUGCAGCAACCUUGUUUCAUUUUGUUAUGUCUGUACAGUUAGUCUCAUUCAAACUGCCUUAUAGCGUAUUCGGAUGAGUGAUGGUAGCAUCUGGAAUCACGUUUGAAAAUGUAGAUAUUUAUUAGAGGUUUUGCAUGUUUGGCUGGUGUACCAGAUAUUCUCGCCUCUUGUUUUCUUUUAUUUCGUCAGUGCUACAACUUUAACUGUGUCUCUUAUCAUAUCAUAUAGCAGUACUACUUGUGUAACUGUUGUCAGCUGAGUCAUUUUACUGAUCUGAACUGAAGGAUUUCAUGUUCAGUUAUUCAGACAUUUUAUCUUAUGCAUUGAAGUUCAAGCUUGCUGAUACACAUAAUUUUUUGAUAUGUGCAGAUUCUAACUGAUGCUGGUCAGUAUGUGAUUCGAUUUGGAGGUUCUGAUCCCAGCUCCAAGAUUGGUCUUGCUAAUGCGAUUCAAGACCUUGAUGUCAGACGUCCACUGACCCUCGCAGAGAGAGCUGUUGCAGUAGCUCUUGCAAUAUCACUAGAUAAUGACUACUUCUCAAGACACGGAGGCUGGUGGUAUGCUAAGAGGUUUCUGCAUCCAGAUAUUGUGGCAUCGUAUGAGUAUAUUUUCAUGUGGGACGAAGAUCUCGGGGUUGAGAAUUUUAAUGCAGAAGAAUACUUAAAACUAGUGAAGAAGCAUGGGUUGGAGAUUUCGCAGCCAACUUUAGAACCUCAAAAAGGGUUGAUUUGGAAUAUGACAAAAAGAAGAAAUGAUAGUGAAGUUCACAAACAAGCACAAGAGAAACCAGGGAAGUGUAAAUAUCCUCUUCUCCCUCCUUGUGCAGCAUUUGUUGAGAUUAUGGCUCCUGUGUUUUCGCGAGACGCGUGGCGUUGUGUGUGGCAUAUGAUUCAGAAUGAAUUUGUACAUGGAUGGGGACUUGAUUUUGCUUUUAGAAAAUGUGUUGAGGGAGAAGCACAAACAGGGAAACCGGCGUGGCGGGCGGUUAAAGAGAGGUGUGGGAUGGAGUGGAGAAUGUUCCAAGGUAGAUUGACAAAUGCAGAAAAAGGAUAUUACAAGUCCAAGGGAAUUGAUUUUUCUAAUUUGCUAGUUCAUAACUAAGGGACAGUAGUUACACUCAACUGUAACUUAGAUUCCUAGAUAGAGGAUUAUGUAUAUUUGUUGUAUGAAUCGUUACUACAUGUGUAUUUUGAGUGGAAUUUUUGAAUCAUAUUUUCUUCAUGGUUGAUGUGGCAGUCUUAAAGUUAUUUAUUCGUGUAGUUUUUGGUGGUUUUCACACCAUGAUGGAUUAAAUACUUUUGAAUUUUUA